AUGACAGAGGAUAACGUACACUCUUUAUUGAAAUGUGAAGAAUGCGAAGUCGAGGCGGGGGAAUUCCUGUGCAAGAACUGCCCAGGAUAUUUGUGUACAAGAUGUAAAAUCGAACACACUCGGCGGAAGAUCACUGGGCAUCAUAAUAUCUCGGCACUUCCUCCAAAGAACGCUAAAAAACUGAGGAGGCACAUAACUGACAGACCGAAACAAACGGCAUGCAUCGAGACGGAUCUUGAAUAUCAGCUUGGGGUCAGAUGUUUAACUACGACGAAGGUUUUACUAUUCGGCAAUGAUCGUGAUAUCCGAAUAAUUGACGAUAAGAAUUGCAACCUUGUCACAAUAACUACCGAUACAGAAAAAUCUCCCGAUGGAAUAGCAAUUCUACAUGAUGACAGCAUUUUGUACAGUGAUAUCGAAACCAAACGGAUUCUGCAAGUUACAGAAGGGGGCGGAUCUCGGACUUUGCUGACCACUGACUGGUGUCCGGCCGGGCUAUGCGUUACUCAAUCCGGUCACAUUCUUGUAGGUCUCUUUCACGACUCAACUUAUGUCACCGACCAGAAGGGUAAAGUUGAGGAAUACACACUAUCCGGAAGUAAGGUAAGGGAGAUCACCGGGGAGGACCGGAAAUUAUACAGUCGCCCAGAAUACAUCGUCGAAAACUUUAACCAGGACAUUAUAGUCAGUGAUUAUAACCUUAAAAAGAUUAUUGCUGUCAAUGAAAAAGGGCAAUUUAGAUUCUCCUACAGCGGCAUGUGCUCAAAACAGAAAUCAGAGCAAUUCUUGCCCAUGGGGAUUGACGUAGACACUCUGGGUGACGUCAUUAUUGCAGACCAGUUUAGACACAGUGUUCAUGUGAUUGACAAAGACGGUGCCUUUGUUCGUUUGCUUCUGAGGGAGGCGGCUGGAAUUCAGGAGCCACAUGGCCUAUGUUUUGACGGAGUGGACUCUAUAUGGGUGGCUGAACUGGAGUCACGAAAAGUGAAAAGAUUUAGGAUCUUAAAAAAGUAAAUCCUUUACAGGAUAACAUUGUGUUAAAUCCCAAGUGUUAAAGAUUUGAAAUCCAUUCAUUGUUGAA
Messenger RNA from Saccostrea echinata, 1081 nucleotides. Its product is annotated as tripartite motif-containing protein 2-like. The transcript has a single exon. Bases 1 to 1014 code for a protein of 337 amino acids. Gene Ontology annotation, molecular function: ubiquitin protein ligase activity; zinc ion binding. The record is from RefSeq and is a predicted model, not a curated record. Gene Ontology annotation, biological process: protein polyubiquitination; proteasome-mediated ubiquitin-dependent protein catabolic process. Lineage: Eukaryota; Metazoa; Mollusca; Bivalvia; Ostreida; Ostreidae.